Messenger RNA from Oryzias melastigma (Indian medaka), 2676 nucleotides. Its product is annotated as retinoic acid receptor beta. The record is from RefSeq and is a predicted model, not a curated record. Gene Ontology annotation, molecular function: zinc ion binding; RNA polymerase II cis-regulatory region sequence-specific DNA binding; nuclear glucocorticoid receptor binding. The transcript is spliced from 8 exons. Gene Ontology annotation, cellular component: nucleus; transcription regulator complex. Lineage: Eukaryota; Metazoa; Chordata; Actinopteri; Beloniformes; Adrianichthyidae. Gene Ontology annotation, biological process: cellular response to corticotropin-releasing hormone stimulus; regulation of transcription by RNA polymerase II; retinoic acid receptor signaling pathway. The coding region runs from base 639 to 1955 and encodes 438 amino acids.
GCAGAUUAUAAUCUUCUGGAAUUUUUGACUAAUUUCCCUCCAGAGUUUCAUUUUUUUUAACCUCACAGAUCCAGUUUCUAUUAAAACAAACCCUGAAUGUUUGGAUCUGUCUCAUCUGCUUCAUCCCAGAGAGCUCUGUACUCCCAGCUUCCCUCCACCUGCUUCGAAUGAAAGAUGACACCUUUGCGUGGGGUGCAUUGUGGGUAAUGUAGGCCCCGUCAUUAGAAGUGGGCUGCGGGGGGGUUGCUGGUCUGCAGCUCUGGAGCUGGUGGUUUCCAGCGCGCAGGCAGGAUGAUGUCAGACAGCGGCUGGGUCAUGUGAAGGGCAGCGGCGGAGGAGGUUCACGGAGAGUUCAGCCGCAUACAUUAGGUAACACCAUCGCUCGCGCUGACAUAACUAGUAUGAAGCAGGUUAAGUUGAGACAUUUGUCAAUAAAGAGCAGAUAAGAUUAAGAAGUCCCGCUGCAGACUUUGUUAUGCAAAACAAGCCGCAGACCUGGAUGCGCUGAGCUGCGGGAUUACGCGCACACGCCCCUCGGAGAGCAGCACGGCGCGGUAAACAUCCCAGCCUCCAAACUUGUGCGAGCACGCGCCGGGAGGGAAGGUGGCCUUUCAUCCUGGAGGAUUUUCCCGCGGAUCAUGUUUGACUUCAUGGACUUUCCCGUCUUCGGCCCCGGAGAGAUCAUAGACUUCUACUCCGCGUCCAGCCCCGCGUGCACGCUGCAGGAGCAGGACCGGGACCGGGACCAGGAGCUGGCGGCGUUCUUCCCGGAGCUCAUCGAUUCGGACUGGCCGGAGCACCGCUGCUCUCAGUCGGUGGAGAGCCACAGCUCCAACUGCAGCUCCGACGACCUGUUCGCCAGUCCCGCCUCCCCGCCUCCUCCUCCACGCACUUACAAGCCCUGCUUCGUGUGCCAGGACAAGUCCUCCGGCUACCACUAUGGCGUCAGUGCCUGCGAAGGCUGCAAGGGCUUCUUCCGCCGCAGUGUGCAGAAGAACAUGGUGUACACGUGUCACCGCGACAGAAACUGCAUCAUCAAUAAGAUCACUAGGAACCGCUGUCAGUACUGCCGCCUGCAGAGGUGCUUCGCUGUGGGGAUGUCCAAAGAGUCGGUGAGAAAUGACAGAAACAAGAGGAAGGCCAAGAAGGAGGCGGUCAAGAUGACCAUCAUGGAGACGUACGAGUUGACGGCAGAGCUCGGCCUCAUCGUGGAGAAGAUCUGCAGAGCUCACAGGGAGACGUUCCCCUCCCUUUGCCAGCUGGGAAAGUACACAACAAACUCCAGUUCAGACCACCGGAUCCAGCUGGACCUCGGCCUGUGGGACAAAUUCAGUGAGCUUGCGACUAAGUGCAUUGUGAAGGUGGUGGAGUUUGCCAAGCGAGUGCCGGGCUUCACCGGCCUGACCAUCGCCGAUCAGAUCACUCUGCUCAAAGCUGCCUGCCUCGACAUCCUGAUUCUAAGGAUUUGCACUCGCUACACUCCAGACCAGGACACCAUGACCUUCUCCGAUGGGCUGACUCUGACCCGCACUCAGAUCCACAACGCGGGAUUUGGGCCUCUGACCGAUCAGGUCUUCACGUUUGCGGGACAGCUGCUGCCGCUGGACAUGGAUGAGACGGAAAGCGGGCUUCUCAGUGCCAUCUGUCUGGUUUCUGGAGACCGCCAGGACUUGAAGGAGCCGUCUAAGGUGGAUGUCCUGCAGGAGCCCCUGCUGGAGGCUCUGAAGAUCUACUCUCGUAAGCGGCGUCCCAGCAUGCCCCUGAUGUUCCCCAAGGCGCUCAUGAAGAUCACUGACCUGCGCAGCAUCAGCGCUAAAGGAGCUGAAAGAGCGGUGUCGCUAAAGAUGGAGAUCCCGGGCUCCAUGCCGCCGCUGAUCGAGGAGAUGAUGGAGGACCUGCAGGACCUGGAGAGCUGCCAACAAGAACACACAAACUCCUCAAGUUUCUCCCUCUGAAGCUGCACACAAACUUUUCUUUCUUCCCAGAGAGAUCACUAACACGAUCAAAAGAGUCAUUCAGAGGUUCACUAGUGUCUUACCUCAGUUACAGUCCACAGAUCGGCGAUACUGCGAUCUGCUGCGAAGGCGGUGCAGCUGUUGCAUUAAAAGUUCUUGAGUUGCAGAAAAGCUAGCUUCCUCUGAGCUCAGUGGAGGAAACAUAGAAUGAUGCAGUAAUAUUUUAACCUCUUUUUACGUUUUCCUUCGGAAGUGUUGCAGGCGCAUCGUGAUAACUGAGACGGUCUCCGCCUGUCUUUGUCUGAUUUUAACUUUAUUUAUAUUUGCAUGAGUUACCACUUGGAUUAAUUUUACCUCAUUGCCUGUAGCGUUAGUUCUAGGAAGUGAUAUGAAAAGGGCAAUAUGUUUGUUUUUAAAUGUUAUUUUGAAUAUUCGGUCAGAGUCGAACUGUGUCAGAGGAAAAGGGAAACGUAAGGACAAACGUUUAUGAUAAUUCUCGCUUUAACAAGACUCCCAAACUGGCUGAGCUGUUAGAGAAACUGGAAGAGACAAAAAGAUACGUUUGCUCUCAGAAGUUACAGUUUCUAGAUGUAUGUGGAGCAUCUUAAAAUGGAAUUUAGAGACAAAAAAUGUCUAAAAGCAAGAAAUCAAAAUCUUUGCAUCAAUUGGAAUGACGUACGCUCAAAAUUUGACAUUUUACUGUUCUUAAUUCACAUCAAAA